Molecule: messenger RNA, 3378 nt
Organism: Fusarium verticillioides 7600
Lineage: Eukaryota; Fungi; Ascomycota; Sordariomycetes; Hypocreales; Nectriaceae
Exons: 2
Coding region: 830-2989 (719 amino acids)
Biological process (GO): L-valine catabolic process; thymine catabolic process
Cellular component (GO): mitochondrion
Molecular function (GO): methylmalonate-semialdehyde dehydrogenase (acylating, NAD+) activity; malonate-semialdehyde dehydrogenase (acetylating, [NAD(P)+]) activity
Source: RefSeq, a predicted model, not a curated record
CACAGACAGUGCAACACAAGACGGAACCACACAGUGCUGCUGCAAUAGAAGAGGCGUGUUUAUCCAUCUGCUUGCUCUGGUUGCUGCACUGCACCCUUUCGGCUCUUUUGCCCUCCCACCUUUUCAUCUUUUCUUGCGUUGCUGCUCUGUCAUCGUACCAAAUCUGCUAUCAAAUCUGUCUCCCUUCGCCCCUCCCCUGCCAAUUUUCUCUCCCCCCUUCGCUCAGGCCAGGCAUCGUCACGCCAGGCAAGCAGGCAGACUUUUCUAUCCCCAUAAUUUUGCACGCCUCUGCAUAACCCGCAACCACGCCUCCUCCUCCCCAAGUCCAGAGCUUCAUUAAUCACACCCCCAAAGAUCCUGGGUCCCAGGGUUUGCUUCAUACACACGCUCCGCAAUCUGAACUACACUGCACCGCACACCACCGCGCUCCGCUCCGUAUCAGCACCUCGUGCCCGGCGAAAUCAACGUCACGGCAGCAUCUCUCGUCACUCUCUGACCGUCACCGCCACCGGUCACCGUCACGGCCUUCGGCUUCGGCAACGGAGGCCACAACGACACCCACCGGGAGGAGCGUCAAGACGGAUCGCGACAACCUCAUCGAGAGCCUCGUGAUAAACACGCAGCCGAGUCUCGACUCAGCCAGACUGAACUUCCCAACUCACGCCACGUCACGUCACGUCGUCUUGCCUACUCACUUUGUCGCGAUUGAUAAACGAUAACAACACAUCCGGCGUACCCAUUGACUUCACUGGUCCUCCAGACUCAACUGUUUCGCGUUUAAACAUUUACGUUUACCAACCGGCCCUUCUGCCGGGCCUGACCAGGCGAUAUGUCGAGUCUGCGUCCAGGAUCCAAUAACCACACUGGCCUCAACUUUCCCCAGACCAGUCUUCGCCGCAACCCAUAUCCUCCAGUGCCUCAUCCAGGCCAACAGAACAAGCAAUCUCCCGCGCCUCAUUCUGCGUCCCCUUACCAGACUCAGGCAUAUCAGCCUCAGCAGACGCCAACCGGAUAUCCCCAGCAUCUUUUCUCAACUCCUUCGCAUGUCAACGGCAGUCUUUCCAAUGGCUCCUCGCGUUCUUCCACUUCGCACAUGCCCAGUGCGGUGCCGAACCCGCUUGAUGUGUCUAAUUCCCGAGGACUAUCGCAGUCACGCUCUCAAAUGAUGUUUCCAACCCUGGGACAGGUUGUGCCAAACCAAUUACACCAUCCACAGCAGCAACAACAGAUGCAUCCUCAGCACUUGACACAUCCUUCCCACUCCCUUGCCCAGCCUCGACAGACCCUUCAUCAGCACCAUGCUCAGCAGUCGCCUCAGCAGCGGCCUCAAUCUCAACAGGCUCAGCCAACUCCCAAGAUUGGCCAAGUUCAGGUCAAGCCUCAGGCGCCUUCUCCUCCCUUGACGCAGCAGUCAAACCAACAACAGCAGCAAUCGCACCAACAGCUUCAGCAACAACUCCAGCACCAACAGCAACAGCACCAUUUACAGCAGCAGCAGCAAUUGCAGCAGCAGCAACAGCUUCAGCAGCAGCAGGCACAACAGCAACAACAGUUACAGCAGCAGCAUCACCACCAACAGCAGCAACAACAACAGCCGCAGCCACAGCCGCAGCAACAAGCGCACCAGCAAGUGCACCCACAGCAGCAGCAACAUGCACAACAUCACCAUCAGCAGCAGCAGCAGCAAGCGCAGAUUCACUCUCAACAGCCACAGCAGCAACAGCUUCGAACUCCCCAACAGGAGCAGCAGCAGCUUCAACACCCGCAGCAACAUGAGCCUCCGAGAUCUCAAACACACCAGCAACCGGCGCCUCGACAACAGAAGCAGCAGAAGCAACGUGAUCAACAGCGUGAACAGCAACGUGAACAACAGGCCCAGCAACAGCAAAUCCAACAGCAGGCCCAGCAGGCUCAACAGGCCCAGCAGGUACAGCAACAGCAAGCACAGCAGCAGGCCCAGCAAGCUCAGCAGCAACAAAAGCAACAACCCCUUCCUGCAGAGCCAAUUCAACAGCAGCAGCAGCAGCAGCAGACUCAGCCACAGCAGCAGAAGCAAGAUGCAAAUGGGAGCGAGUCGAUGGAUAUUGACAACCAAGCAAAUGGGGAGGAGAGUGGAGGCCUAGACAUGAAAAUGCUCGCUGAUCCUAACUACAUCCCAACUCAGCCUUUGGGCGAAAUGAUGUCCCCACCGCCAGAAGGUGGAAGCUACCCUACUCUUGAGGCGGUCCAGAAGGCUGUUCUUAGAUACUGCACCUCGGUCGGCUAUGCUAUUGUCAUUGGUCGCUCAAAGAAGACAGUGCCUGGCUUGAAGAAGGUCCUCUUUGUUUGCGAUCGUGCUGGCAAGCCGCCGAGUCGUGUAAGCCCCGAGUGUCGCAAACGUAAAACAUCGUCCCGCAAGUGUGAUUGCCCGUUCGGCUUUUUCGCUAUCGAGCAGCGUACCCAGUGGACGAUCCGAUAUCGCCCUGACCCUGCCCAUCUUCAGCAUAAUCAUGGCCCAAGUGAGAGCCCUUCUCACCACCCAGCUGCCCGGAAACUGGACAGUAGAAUGGUUGCUGCGGUAAAACAGCUUAAGGAGAACGGCGCUGGCGUCUCGGAGACGCUGCAGAUACUGCAGACCGAAAACCCGGAUUGUCAUCUUCUGCCACGUGAUAUAUACAACGCUCGUGCAGCUAUCAAUCGCAACCCUCAAAAGGUUGCUACCGGACUGGCAGAGAACAGACCAGCUAUCUACAGCAAACCUCACCAGUCACCUGAAGAUCGCAUUCGCGCUGAGUUGAGGCGUGAAAUCGCAAAAGCUCGCGAAGAAAUGCAAGAAAUGGAGGAAAAGAAGGACAAAGAAAUCAGCGAGUUGAAGACGAAAUUGGAAGAGAAAGAAGUCAUCAUAAGAAAAUUUGAAGAGUUCAUUGAUAUUUGUAACGAAAGAGUUAUGUUUCAACGACAGCGACUAGCAGGAAGCAACGGAAAUGGGGCAAGUCAACCCCAAGUCUGAUCUGACCCAAUGGCGCAUCGGUUGUUCGAGUGGUUAUAUGGAAAGAGAAGUUGGGUUGUAUUCGAUAUGUACAAAGGCGUUAUGAUCGGGAAUGUUUGGUAACUGCUUACACUUAUGAGACUGGUUUUGCGCAUGCUUAUUCAAGUUGAUACUGGGCGGCAGGUUUGUUUUCUUUCUGGAGCAUGGUUUUGAAGAUUAUGACGUGGCUUUCGUUUUAGCACUCGAAAUUUGUGUGGCUGACAUAUUGUCACGGCAAGAAACGGUGAUGAUUGGAAUACAGACGUAUUUGUUAAGCAAUCCGACCCUGAAAUGCACCGAUGAGUGAUAGUUGCCAAUAGGCUCAAUAUAGAUCGAUGUACUGGUGUAGAUUUAUCAACCUCGUCCACCUG